CUCUACAAGACGAAAAAAAUAUAUAGUGAUCGAGCUCAAGGACUCUGACAAUGGCAGAUCUGGAUUCCUAUUGCGAAUUAAGUAACGAUAUUGAUAUGGAACAAUCAAGCCCUGAAUUGAUGAAAGUGGAACAAUCUAGUGAUCCUAUAGCGUUAGGGUUUCAUUUAGCAUCUCCCGAUCUAGUAAACUGCGGCGUUUCGCCUGAUCUACCUCGAGGAAGCUACGUAGACUCGCCGGAGAUUGCUAAGAAACUCAGAUUCUCCACGGAGCUUUCUCUGGAGAACGGAAUCGACGGCGGUAAAACUCGAUCCGUGAAAUUCUCAGCGAUUAAUCAAACGUUUGAGUUUGAGUUGUCUCCUGAGUCUUCCUUCGAGUUGCCUUCUCCGCCUGAGAAUGCGACGAGGCAUGUGAUAAGUAUUAACUCGGGUUCUAUAGAGGAGGAUGUGAUUGUGGAUGAUGUGGUUUUUUUGAAAGAUGAGUUUUACAGUGGAGGUGAAACGGUGAUGACUGAUGCUGUUGUUGGCAAUGAAGAGGAAGUUUUGUUGUAUCAGAAGGCUAGAGUUGGUGAUUUUGGUUAUAGGUUUCAGUCGUUGGAUCCUGGGGAUUACUUCAUUGACUUGCAUUUUGCGGAAAUUGAGUUCACUGAAGGUCCAGCGGGAGUUAGAGUUUUCGAUAUAUUUAUUCAAGGAGCAAAGGUUAUAUCUGGACUUGAUUUGUUUUCUCAAGUGGGAGCAAAUACACCUUUUGUGAUAUCUGAUUUAAGGAUGCUCGUUGGUAUGGAAGGAGAGUUAUCUAUACGGUUAGAAGGAGUGACGGGAGCAGCAAUUCUAUGUGGCAUUUCUAUUAGGAAGGAGGCAACGGCUACUUAUGUUGAAGACACUGGAGUGCUAGCAGUGAACACUGUUCUGACUCUGCCACCACAAGAAAAUAUGGACUGCAGGACGGAAGAAGAGCCCCAUGAUGUGAGUAAGGACAGUGAGAAAGAGAUGGCGGACAUGAAGAGAAUGGUUGACGAACUUAAACAAGAGAAUCAAAGAAAGAGUAGAGAAUGUGAAGAAGCAUUGAAUUCUCUCCGUGAGCUUCAAAAUGAGCUAAUGCGCAAGUCGAUGCAUGUUGGUUCUUUGGCAUUUGCUGUGGAGGGACAAGUCAAAGAAAAGAGCAGAUGGUUCUCUUCUUUAAGAGAUUUGACAAGAAAACUGAAGAUUAUGAAAAUGGAGCAAAUUAAGCUGUUGGAGGAGGCCUCCACAUACAAAUCGCUAGUCCAAGAUAUCAACGAGUUCAGCUCUCACAUCCACUCCAGAGUAAAGCAUGACGCAGAAUUGCAUGAAAAUCUCAAAGCUAAAUUUGUAGAGGGAGAAAAAGAGAGGAAGGAACUAUACAACAAGAUACUAGAGCUAAAAGGAAACAUCAGAGUCUUUUGCAGGUGUCGCCCCCUAAACUUUGAAGAAAUUGAAGCAGGAGUAUCAAUGGGAAUUGAUGUUGAGUCAACCAAAAAUGGGGAAGUCAUAGUCAUGUCAAAUGGGUUUCCCAAGAAAAGCUUCAAGUUCGAUUCAGUCUUUGGUCCUAACGCUUCCCAAGCUGAUGUUUUUGAAGAUACUGCUCCUUUUGCUACGUCGGUCAUUGAUGGAUACAACGUUUGUAUAUUCGCCUAUGGCCAGACUGGUACAGGGAAAACCUUUACCAUGGAGGGAACUCCAGAUAACCGUGGUGUAAAUUAUAGAACACUGAAAAAUCUGUUCGAAAUAAUGAAAGAAAGAGAAAACCGCUACAGUUAUGAGAUCUCGGUCAGUGUCUUAGAAGUUUACAACGAGCAAAUACGAGAUUUGUUGGUCCCUGCUUCACAAAAUGCAUCUGCAGCAAAAAGGUUUGAGAUAAGGCAAGUGAAUGAAGGAAGCCACCACGUACCAGGAUUGGUUGAAGCACGCGUGACAAGCAUCGAGGAGGUUUGGGAUGUGUUGAAAACAGGAAGUAAUGCAAGGGCUGUUGGGAAAACGACGGCCAAUGAGUACAGCAGCCGAUCUCACUGCAUUCACUGCGUGAUGGUAAAAGGGGAGAAUUUGUUGAAUGGAGAAUGCACAAAGAGCAAACUAUGGCUAGUUGAUUUAGCCGGAAGCGAACGGGUUGCAAAGACAGAAGUGCAAGGAGAGCGGCUCAAGGAGACCCAAAACAUCAACAAAUCAUUAUCUGCACUUGGUGACGUUAUAUAUGCUCUUGCCAACAAAAGCUCCCACAUUCCUUUCAGGUUAAUUAUGAUACAUUUAUUUCACUUGACGCUUGGAGGAGAUUCAAAGACCCUGAUGUUUGUACAAAUCAGUCCUAACGAGAAGGACAACAGUGAAACCCUAUGCUCACUGAAUUUUGCUAGCAGAGUUAGAGGGAUAGAGUUGGGACCUGCAAAGAAGCAGCUAGACAAUACUGAACUCUUGAAAUACAAGCAAUUGGUUGAGAAAUGGAAACAAGAUAUGAAAGGAAAAGACGAACAGAUAAGGAAAAUGGAAGAAUCAAUGCUUGGUUUAGAAGCAAAGGUCAAGGAACGAGACACUAAGAACAAAACCCUUCAAGAAAAGGUAAAAGAACUUGAAUCGCAAUUGCUGGUAGAGAGGAAGCUGGCUCGUCAACAUGUAGACACCAAGAUUGCUGCGCAGCAUACAAAACAGCAGAACGAAGAUGAAAUCAACACAUCAAAGAGGCCACCUUUUGCAAACAUACUCUCGGGAAGCAACAAGUCCUCAAAUGAAACAGUGAGCACCUCCAGCUACGAUCUACCUCCUUUACCUAACGGUGGCCUCAUUGAAAAGGAGAACAAUCCAGACAUGGUUGAGCGGUUGCAGAUACCUAAGAGAACAGGAAGAUUCUCGGUUGGUCCAAAACGUAUUCUACCAGCUCCAGCUCCAAGAAGGAGUACUCUUGCCCCAACGCCAUACCUCCCAAUCACAUCAACUUCGCCAUUAAAGCCAUCACGCCAAGCUACUAUUACUACAAACUCGCCUGAUGAAAAGAGCGGCACUAACCAAGAAGAAGCAUGCAAAAGAGCGGCAGAUAACGGGAAGACGCUGAGCAGCAUCCUGAGAAGAAGCAUGCAAAAGAGAAUGCAAACAAAAUCUAAUCCAAGACAACAACAACAGCAACCGUUGAGAAGAGGUGGCAUUAAUGUCGGAACGGAGAAGGUUAGGCUGUCUAUAGGAAGCAGAGGGAAGUUGGCUCAUAGAGUUCUGCUAACCAAUGCUCGUAAGGCAGGUUUAAAGGAGACACCACUGAAACAGGCACAGAAGGAGAAAGAGAGAUGGAUCUGAAACUAUUAAACUGGUUUUUAUUUCUCUAUGACCUGAUGACUUUAACUUGUUUUCAUAAAUUAAGUGAUCGGAGGAUGAUUGAUUUAUUAUCAUCCUACUGUGUGGUUUGUUGAUUCGUUUGAUCCUACUGUAUAGUGAGUUAGUGCAUUCUUGUUGUUUCUAAACAUAUGAAAUGAUUUGGUUUCUCAUUCAAGAGCAGAGAGAGUUCAUAACAAU
This is a messenger RNA of Eruca vesicaria subsp. sativa (arugula), 3509 nucleotides long. NCBI's taxonomy places the organism in Eukaryota, Viridiplantae, Streptophyta, Magnoliopsida, Brassicales, Brassicaceae. The record is from the annotation of a GenBank genome assembly.